AACAACAGAGUCAGAGUGGGACGGGAGAGGAGGGCGAGCCGGCACGGGACCUCAUUAAUUACCUCCAGAUCAAUGAGAACUUGUUAGUAAUCGUUGGACUACACCAUCUUCACGACGCAGCUCGGACUGGCUCCUCUCCGGGAAGGACACUUUGGAGAACCUUCUGGAUUAUUCCUCCUCCUCAGCUGGGCUCAUCUAUCUGCUAUGUGACCUGUUGCGUGGCUGCUGGCUUUUCGAUCUCCUUUCAGUCAUUUUAUUUUUUUGGGUUUGGUUACCACGGAUCCACAAAGUUGCAGUGCGCUCUCUGUGCGUAAAGUUCGCUCCGUCAUGACAUCCAAAGAAGUGUCCAAACGCGACGCAGCGGAGAGCAGGAGGCGAAGUCCUCUCGACCUGCUGCCGCCCGCCGCCGUGACAACCAAGCCGCUCACCCCGUUCAGCAUCGAGGACAUCCUCAGCCGGCCCUCCGUGAAGCGCGGCUACACCAUCUGCGGCACCGCGCACCUCAUCUCGGCCUCGGAGAAGCACCGCGGCGGGCCGGGUGGACCCCCCCCGCUGGGUCGGACCCCCCCUCUGGGCCGGACCCUGCUCGCGCAGACCUCGCCUCUCUGCGCGCUGGAGGAGCUCGCGAGCAAGACCUUCAAAGGGCUGGAAGUGAGCGUGCUGCAGGCGGCAGAAGGCAGGGACGGGAUGACGUUGUUCGGCCAGAGGAACACCCCGAAGAAGCGGCGGAAGUCGCGCACGGCCUUCACCAACCACCAGAUCUACGAGCUGGAGAAGCGCUUCCUGUACCAGAAGUACCUGAGCCCGGCGGACCGGGACCAGAUCGCCGGGCAGCUCGGCCUCACCAACGCGCAGGUCAUCACCUGGUUCCAGAACCGGCGGGCCAAGCUGAAGCGGGACCUGGAGGAGAUGAAGGCGGACGUGGAGUCGGCCAAGGCGGUGGGCCAGGUGCCCCUGGAGAAGCUGGCUAAGCUGGCCGACCUGGAGAAGUGCGCCAACGGGACGUUAGGCCACCCGCCCGACUCCCCGGCCCUGGCGCAGAGGGCCGGGCUGCACAGACUGAGGCGGGCCCCCGCGUCGCCCUUCUCGGACCACACGACCAGUAAGGAGGGCUCGGAGGACGAGGACGUGGAGAUAGAUGUGGACGACUGACCGGGAGGGGGGCCCGCAUAGACUCAUACACCGGGACGGGACGUGGACCGCUUAUAUACCGUUUUAUAUCAAAACAAAGACCCUAUCCACAGGACGCAUGAACACGAGAUGCAGCAGAUAUUUUACACCGAUGAGCUGCGAUCAAAGCAAUAUCGUCUCCGAGGACGUGAAGACAUUAUUUUUGCAUAAGCCUACCACCAUACCCGCCCCCUCCUCCGAUUCGCUCUCACACACACACACACACACACACACACACACACACACACAC
Molecule: messenger RNA, 1420 nt
Organism: Gadus morhua (Atlantic cod)
Lineage: Eukaryota; Metazoa; Chordata; Actinopteri; Gadiformes; Gadidae
Product: transcription factor LBX1-like
Exons: 2
Coding region: 328-1152 (274 amino acids)
Biological process (GO): regulation of transcription by RNA polymerase II
Cellular component (GO): nucleus
Molecular function (GO): DNA-binding transcription factor activity, RNA polymerase II-specific; sequence-specific double-stranded DNA binding
Source: RefSeq, a predicted model, not a curated record